AUGCGUGUGGUGGAGGAUCGUUUGUUCCUGCAGCAGGAGGGAGCGAUUCUUGGUCGGGUGGCUGAGGGCGAUCGCUCCUCAUGGCUCUUGGUGGGCGUGCAGCCCGCUGGGAUCCUUGGGAUUCACAGCGACCAGGAGGAAGCGAGGUGCCGGUGGCUGCUGACGGCGCCAGCAGAAUGUGUUGCUCAAAGCCAAAAUAUGGUGCAGAUGGGAGGAUUCUUCGUGCUCACGAGGGACGGGAACGUCUGGUGCUGCGAGUUUGAAACAAGCAACGUCAGAGAAGGGAAGCGAGCAAGGAGCGAGUUGGAGCGAGCUGGCAAACCUGGAGGGAUCGCGAUGGGAGCAGAUAGCUGCAUGGCGGGGCGGAGAGGAAGGGCCAUGUGCAUAGGCAGCUCAGCAGUGGGGUCAAGCUUCCUUUGCUUCACUUCUUGUCAGGACUUGUUGGUACUCGGAUGGCGAGGGGGAGGGGUAGACACUUCAGUCUGGAUGUUUCCACAGCAGUUGAGGCUGACAAGUCAAAGGGCCUCGAGCAUGAGCAGAACGAUGAUCCAAGAGGUCGAGGCCUCUGCAGCACAAGCUGUGAUACUCCGCGAUAUCUCUGAGAUCCGCGAAGACGACCUCUUGCCCACCAAGAACAGCUUCAGACUCGCAGGCCUCUUGUUCGACCGGCUCUUCGGCUGCACUACAAGUCCUGUCCUUCUCACCCAAGGGAGGUCGACAUUGGGCUUUUACCUCCUUGAGCUGGAGUCCAGCAGCAGUUAUCGGGUGAGUUCUACAAGUCCGGUGUGCAUGCCGGCUGAGUUUAAGAGGAAGAGGGUGGAAGAGCUCAAGGCUGAUCGACCCUCCGCUUUCAUCGCUGGUGUCUCCCUGAGUCCCGACAGCUUGUCGAGCAGAAAGCGGCAGAUCGCCGGUGUUGGGGUUGUCGUUCGCUUCCAGCUCUCAACCGACGAGCACGGCGGAGUGAAGUGCGAGGCGAAGCAGACUUUCAAGCUUGCGGUGAAGGUCGUGGACUUGCAUGUGCAUCGUGACAACAGCCAAGACGAUGGAAUGAAGAUCCAUGUGGCUACGUCGAAGGGGUGUAUCAUCCAGCUAGAUGAGGGCUACCAAGCGAAGGAAGAUGUGCGAGAAGAUCCUGAUGCCUCAAAGAAGGCCAUGGAGAACGACAUGCGAAUUCCAUCAAAUCUAGUUUGGAGGAGAAGGAAACAACUCAAGGGAGAGAUCGAGGCUCUUGAUUCAAGCAUCUUCAACCUGAACAAGUAUUGCAAGCGAGCUUUGAAUGAAAAGAAAGAGGUCCCGUCGGAUUGCGUUCUGAGAAGCGAAUUCUGUGAGGAUACAAAAGGAUGGAACAGCAUAUCAGUCUCCUUCCAACCUUCGCUUCAAGACGAUUCAGAUACCUCUUCUGGAGCACAUUUCAUCAUCGGCGACUUCAACUCUCUCUUUCCAGCAGAAGAUUCCAUCUUCUUUUCAUCUUCUGUCUCGCAAACCGAAGCUCAUCCCGACCUCGGCGUCUGGUCUCUUUCCUUUGGCUCGAUUCACCUGUCUUCCUACCGCGUUCUUCCUUUGGUUAAGGCAAAGUCAGAAGGAGACAGGGAACGGAUUUCAACCUCUGUCGCUCUCCCUUCAUCUGCAAUGUUUAAAGCUCAAGCUUCUCCCACUUCGAAGGGGUCUAGGCGAAAUACUCUCGCCUACCUGCCAGAUCGCAAGCAACCUCCUUUCCUUUCUACCACGAAGUUAUCAACUCCUUCCCUCAACCAAGUGAAGCUAAAGUGCCAGUGGCAUACUUCAAGUCUGCAUGCUGCAUACCUCGAUCUUGCUUUGUCGACUCUUGGCAAGAAGAUUUCAGCGGAAGGCCCUCACCACAUGUUCGGUUGCAUCAGACUCACACGGAAGGUGAGAGAGAAAUGUAUCGUCAUGGAGUGCGACAAUGUGAAGGGACAGGUCUUGGGCGAGUCAUGUAGACCUGCCGAACGCGACCCACACGUCGUUACGGCUGCCACGUUUGCUUGGGCAAGAAGCUGCUGGCUACAUCGCGUGUUAGCAGCCAGUCAGAGGGAGGACGAGGGGCGUGGGGCUGAAGGGGCUUCGCUUUCUCUCUCGGAGCUCAACAAUUGGAGAGACUUUGCUAUCAAGAAGCUGGUGAGACCUGCGGGGCCGCAUGGCGGGACUUACGCGAGGCAGGUGAGGAAAGAGCUCUCUGAGAUCAUAGAGACGUACUUAGAGAUCCGUUCCGCUCCCGAUUUCUCGCUGGUUGCGCUGGAAUGCUCUUCUAGGAAGCCUCGAUGA
Molecule: messenger RNA, 2283 nt
Organism: Guillardia theta CCMP2712
Lineage: Eukaryota; Cryptophyceae; Pyrenomonadales; Geminigeraceae
Exons: 12
Coding region: 1-2283 (760 amino acids)
Source: RefSeq, a predicted model, not a curated record